Molecule: messenger RNA, 7400 nt
Organism: Mustela erminea (ermine)
Lineage: Eukaryota; Metazoa; Chordata; Mammalia; Carnivora; Mustelidae
Gene: SHISA6
Product: shisa family member 6
Exons: 6
Coding region: 40-1701 (553 amino acids)
Biological process (GO): regulation of short-term neuronal synaptic plasticity; regulation of AMPA receptor activity
Cellular component (GO): dendritic spine membrane; AMPA glutamate receptor complex; postsynaptic membrane
Source: RefSeq, a predicted model, not a curated record
CCGCGGAAGCCUGCCCGCGCCCUCCCGCCCGGCCCCGCCAUGGCGCUGCGGCGCCUCCUGCUGCUGCUGCUGCUGCUGCUCUCGCUGGAGUCCCUGCACCUGCUGCCCGGCGCCCGCGGCGCCCGCGGCCGCGCCGCCAACCGGACCCUGAGCGCCGGCGCCGCUGCCGUCGGGGGCCGACGGCCCGGGGGCUCCCUGGCCCGGGGCGGCCGCGAGCUGAACGGCACCGCCGCCCGGGCGCCCGGCGGCCCGGAGGCGGGGAGCCGGCGGGGACAGCCCGCGGCGGCGGUGGCGGCGGCCAGCGCGGCCGUCACCUACGAGACGUGCUGGGGCUACUACGACGUGAGCGGCCAGUACGACAAGGAGUUCGAGUGCAACAACAGCGAGAGCGGCUACCUAUACUGCUGCGGCACCUGCUACUACCGCUUCUGCUGCAAGAAGCGCCACGAGAAGCUGGACCAGCGCCAGUGCACCAACUACCAGAGCCCCGUGUGGGUGCAGACGCCCAGCACCAAGGUGGUGUCGCCGGGGCCCGAGAACAAGUACGACCCGGAGAAGGACAAAACCAACUUCACCGUCUACAUCACCUGCGGGGUCAUCGCCUUUGUCAUCGUGGCCGGCGUCUUCGCCAAGGUCUCCUAUGACAAGGCCCACCGCCCUCCGCGGGAGAUGAACAUCCACAGGGCGCUGGCCGACAUCUUAAGACAACAGGGACCAAUCCCCAUAGCACACUGUGAAAGAGAAACUAUGUCGGCCAUCAAUACGUCUCCCAAAGAGAGCACGCCGGUCCGAUCAUCCUCCAAAAACCACUACACCCCCGUGCGCACCGCCAAGCAGACUCCAGGACAUUAUGGGAAGGAUGCUUACCGAAGUGGAGGACCCGAUCUCCAUAACUUCAUCUCCUCUGGAUUUGUCACGUUAGGAAGAGGACACACGAAGGGUGAUCAUCAGUACAACCAUCCGAUUUUAAGCAGUGCGGCCCAGACCCCUACACAUGAGAAGCCACGGAUAAACAACAUCCUGACAUCGGCCACCGAGCCCUAUGACCUCUCCUUCUCCCGCUCCUUCCAGAAUUUGGCCCACCUGCCCCCAUCCUAUGAGUCUGCCGUGAAGACCCACCCCAGCAAGUACUCAUCCUUGAAGAGACUAACUGACAAGGAGGCGGACGAAUAUUACAUGAGGAGGCGGCACCUGCCGGACCUGGCUGCCCGAGGCACUCUCCCCCUCAACGUCAUCCAGAUGUCCCAACAGAAGCCCUUACCUCGAGAGCGACCCCGCCGGCCCAUCCGGGCCAUGUCGCAGGACAGGGUUCUGUCCCCGGAGCGGGGCCUGCCGGACGACUUCGGCUUGCCCUACGACCGCAUCCUGUCCGACGAGCAGCUGCUGUCCACGGAGCGCCUGCACUCCCAGGACCCGCUGCUGUCCCCGGAGCGGACGGCCUUCCCCGAGCAGUCCCUGUCGCGGGCCAUCUCGCACACGGACGUCUUUGUGUCCACGCCCGUGCUGGAGCGGUACCGCGUGACCAAGAUGCACUCCCAUCCCAGUGCCUCCAGUAACUCCUAUGCCACGCUGGGCAAGAGCCAGACGGCCGCCAAGCGCCAGGCCUUCGCCUCGCGUAGACACAACACGGUGGAACAGCUGCACUACAUCCCGGGUCACCACACCUGCUACACAGCCAGCAAGACGGAAGUGACCGUGUGACAGGCGGGGCCGGGCGGGGUGGGGGUUGGGGGGGAGCGGGAGGGGCCUGCCGCCUGGCCUCUGUCUCUGGAGGCUCCCCUCCCCUCUCCCUCGGCCCCUCUCUAGGAGGUGGGGGUGGGCCGCCUCUGCCCAGAAAGCCAUACUCCGGGGGACACAGCCCGGUGGCCUGGCACAGCACACUCAGACCUGGGAUCUAGAGCGAUCUCUCCCACUCUUCCAGAAGCAUCGAGGGGAGUGAGAAGAGGGGUUAGGCCUCAGCACCUCCCACCCUCUGCCCCACCCCCAUCACCACUAACUCCCUUUCGGCCCCAUGCCCCUCUCCCCCUCCAGGGGGGCGCUUAGAGGAGGGUUCUGUCAGCCAAGAGACCCUGGCUUGACCUUGGUCCGAAGCCACCUGGGGUUGGGACUGGCCAGCAGGUGCAGUCAAUGGGCUGACCAAAUAGGCUCCUUGGUCUCGUUCAUUUACCUACAGCCGUGUCACAGAAAUCUUCUAGUGCCUACAAACUGCCUGCUCGCUCUCUCAGAGCCGGGGAGCUGCUGUGUCCAUAAGCACAAUAACGUUCUCUUCUGCCUGCUGGAACGCUCUGGUCCCCACCGAGUGGCCCUUCCUUCAUUGACCCCCUUGGGGUACCCCCUGCCCUGUACCCCUCCCCCAACGCCUGGGAUCAGGAGGGGUUCCCUUUCUUCAGCUGCCUCCCCAGUGUUGGGAACCCCCAACCCCAGUUCUAGCUGGCUGCCCCCAAUGCAGGUCCCCUCAGACGCCCUCCUCUAGCCCUAGCUCUUUGACCCCUAAGUUCUCUGGGGCUUGGCUUCAGCCCUCUCCACUGAGGAGACUCACAGUGGGGUUCAGGGACUUUGGGGGUACCCUCCCUAGCAACCUAUCUCCACACUUCCUCCAGGCUCCUAGGUCUGAACUUUGACCUGACACUCAGGCCUGCCUUCCCCUUCUUUGCUCUGCUCCCCAGAGGCCUCUGCCCAUGGCCAGAGAGCGGAGGGUGGGGAGGGCCACUGUGAUGCCCUGGGCCUCAGGGGCUCGCCAUUCCCAUCACCCCAGGCUCUGCCUGUCUCCCACUGUGCAGGUCAGGCAGGCGGAGGCAGAGGCUUCUAGAGAGGGUGGUUCAGCCCCCAGCCAAGGAAGACCCCAGGCGGUGGUCCUGCACCUUGACCACCCCUCUCUCCCCACCACUGCCCACCUGCUUGACCCCUCCUCUCUUCAGUGUUUGCUCUCUCUGCCUCCUCUGCUGCAGUUCCGUUACCCAGGCCAGUGGUUCCUCUGACUCAAAGCAACAGAUGCCCAUUAGUAAACGCAGACAAGGGUACUCCAGGCUAUGGGUCUGGGGGUUAACUGGGCAGCUCCCCACCCCUCCCCUGAAGGGGGGCACUCGGGCACCAAGCAAGCAGAUCCAAGCCUUCAGCUCUGUUGGGGGGCCAUCCCUGCCAGGCCUACUCAGCCCCUUCUCGGCCUCCAACCUGGGAAGUGGGCAGUGGGCAGGGCGCAACAACCCCUUUGGAGAGUGAAUAGUGAACUAAGAAGUAUCCACCUCCCCAAGACCAGAGCCUGGGGGGAGAGAAGGGGCUCCCCCAUUCUCAGGGCCAGGGCACUUCCUUGGGCUGGGGCUAGGGGGAAUCAGCCCCAGACUGUCUGGUAAAGGUAUGAUAUGAAAAAAUGUGACUGUUGCCACACUCCGACUCCAAAAGCAGUGACCUUAAACUGGGAUUUUAGGUUCCCCCAGGUCUGCAUACAACAUGUAUGGUCCUUUAGCAAGGGGGCCAGGCAGGGGGAAUGCCCCAGUGUUCAGCCCUGGGAAUUUUUAAUCUCAACAAGUCUACAAUCCAUAGAAAACUCAAUCGACUGAGUCCUCUUACUUAUUUCAAGAAUUCCAAAGCUCUUGUCUCCCCCUCAAGGCUCAUCAUGAGGGGAUUGAGGCUGGGGGUGAUGAACACAGCUCUCAGCUUCCGUGUUGGGAUGGCAUCACUGGGACUGUGAGGCUGUGAGGACAGGGACCACUCUCUGCUUUCCUCCCUGACAAACACAUAAACCUUCUCAAGGGCUGGUCCCCAGGGUUUAUGAGCGUUUGUUCCAGAAGGUAAGGCCAGAAGGGUUGGGGUGGAGGAAACCAAUCUAAACGGAGAGUUGGCCACUCCCAGAAACAAAGGUGUGUCUCUCACAGCUGGUAUCCCCCCAAACCCACUGCCCUCUAAUCCAGCCUCCCCUCAAAGGCUGCCUGCCAGUGUGGAGGGGAAAGGGUGAAAAUCCACUCCCCAGAUGUCUGCACACACAUACACCCUGAAUCAGAAACCUGAUCUCAUCCUGGGUUGGAAGCAUCUUCUUGGUACCAAGUUCUCCAGGCGUCAGGAUGAUGCUUCUCUCCUGCCCUGUCUGUCUAUCUGUCUGUCUGUCUCAGGGGUUGUCUGAUAGGUUGAUUCCAAAGCAUUUCUCAUCUCAGCCUUAUUGUUGUCCGGUUUAAAACCUCUGGUGUCAGUCAGAUCAGAAAAUUCUACCUAACACCUAAAUGCUUACUUAGGUAAAAUGAUUCUUCUGCUUCAUACUUGGGCCAGGAAGGAUGGAAGGAUCGGAGGGAGGGAGGGAGGAAAGAAAAAACUGAAGUCACGGACUUGCUCUAAUUCAAUCCUUCAUUCCAAAAUCCACAAAGUUAUGUUUCAACUGGGAUACAGAAAUAUCUCAUUUAUUCCGUCAUCCCACCCAUGUUCGGAGAACAAGCAAAGCCACAUGACCAGACGAGUUCAUACAGCAGAGAAGAGAAGGUUCUGGGCAGGAACCCAGACAUCAUGACUCCCAGCCACAUCAGGCUGGUGGCCACUAGCACACAUAGGAAGGCCAUCCCUUCCCCACAAUGAAAGCCCUCCUUUCCCGGCAAGGGCAGCCCAAAGCCCCGAACUUCCCUCUGCUUGUUUUGUUCUUUGUGCGCAUCUCCAUUGCUCUGGUGGGAAUGAACAGGGCCUCUGCACCGGCCCUCUCCCACCCUGAAGGAUUUCAUAGGUCUCCUCGAUCUCUGAUGGUAGUGGAGCGCUCUUGGUCCCUCAUGACCUUCUACCCUCCGUGUCUUGCUUCUUCCAGUUAACUCUUGGCUCCAUAAGUUUGUAAGUCACAAAGCCUUUCCCAAGAAUUCCUGCAUCCCCCUAACUGGGGUUCCAACCAUGGGGCUCCCUACCAUCUUGGGCGAUGGGUCUGCCUUCUAGAAAGUUCCAGAUGUUCCCUUUACUCAAACUUCUCCUCCGUUCUACCGAGAAACUCUUAUUUUAACGUUAGUCUUCCAUGCCACUCUGGUCUUUCCUUCCUCUCAUCUUUGUGGCUCUGCCCUCUCCCCUGCCAUGUACCUUCCUCCAUCCCUAAUCUGCUUUCCUCUAUCCUGCUAUCCUCCGUAGUUCUAAACCUUAGAGCCCUCAGUGAAGACAAGCAAAGAAGAUGUUCUUCAAGACUUCUGCUUGCCUCCUUGGUCUAUCUGUGACCUCUCCUGUUCCUACAAGACGAUGCCCCAGGCCAUGCAUCCUACAGCUCUACUCCUUUGAUCUUUGAGAGGUUACGGAGAGAACUGGCCUGUCAAAGACAUCAUGGUUUGAAGUUCAGCUUUGGUUCCCGCAGCUGGCAAGUUCCUUGAAGCUCCUGCCCAGCCUGCCAUGAGCCCAAAGGCUCCUGCUCUGGCCAAAGAUUCAUAUCCCUGAUGGCUCUCGGCCACUCUGCCAUCUUGCUUACGCCUGUCCUGCUUGUGUGUGUCACAGAUUCCCCCCUUUGUCUCAUGGGAGAGAGUGACUCUCCAAGCCUAGCGAAAUAUUCCCAUCACCCUGCCGCCAAAUGAUCCAUUUUUCUUCAGAGAUAUUUCACCCACCACCAGCCUUCCAUCCUCAAGAUUCCAUCCACAGGCAACCAUGGACUUGAGCCAAGGUCAUCUGAAGGGGCUGCUGAUGACCUGGACCCUAGGCAGCACCUGUUCUGAGAAGGGUUUGUCCUGUUAACCUCCCACAGACAUUCCUCCACCAUGCUCCCCAAACCUGGGAAAUUUUGCUCUGGAGUAUUUUCAAGGAAGCUUGUUGUGUUCUAAUGAAGUAUUUUUCAGGGUUCAAAUGUUAUUUUGUAUAAAUGCAGCAUUUUAAUGACAGAUUCAGUAUGAAAGCUAUGUCUUCCUGGGCUCUACGUUUAAUUUCCAGAAGGCAGCAUACUACAGGAGGAAAAAGCACAGGGCUGAGGCUCUUGGAGACAUGGCUUUGGCCCUGGCUUUGUCUCCAUCUUGCCGCGUGACCAAGGACGAGUCACGAUCUCUCUCAGUGCCUCAGUUUCCCAUCUGUAAAACGAGGGGCUUUGACUAGAUGAGCUCUGCAGCUUCAUCCAGCUCUUACAUUCUAGGGCCUUCAUUCCUCAUCGUUGCCCUCCCUCUUCUCUUCACAUUCCUCCCCACCUCAACCGAGCUGCACGCAUCCCAUUACGCCUGCCCCAUGGUGACAGCCUCGGAUGCCCUAGGCAGCCGCCAGACUCCUCACUGGAGCCUGAGUUGGGCUCCAAGGUCUUGGCCACCCAGGGAUGCUGUCAUCUGCAGGUGGAAGGGCCUACCCAUGCAAUAGGUUACCAACAGUGUUCAUGAAAGCCCUCUCCAACAGACACAUCCCAGACAUCCUGGGUGUUUGUAUCGUUGGGGAAUUCUGAAUUGCAAGUGUUCGUUCUGAUCUGGGCUCGAAGCUGGAGGGAGGCGGUUCCCAUUUCAGAGAGAGGACAGGAUGGAGGAGAAAGGUCCAGAGGAUGGUCCCUGGGGGCGUAAGUUUGUUUCUGAGGACAGUUUGGAAAUGCACGCCAAGCCACAGAGGAGAAUGCACGACGAUAACUUUGCGUUGAAGUGGAUGUUACUGUAUCUCCCUCCAGAAUCUGAGUCCUGAAGAACGAGUCUGGACACCAGGCUCCAUUCCAACUGGAGGAGAGGGAGAGGCGCCACUCCCUGGGGCUGCUAGGAGGUGGGCACUCACCCCAGGCUAGUACCUUUCUAGUCCCUCCUCCUGACACUACCGUCCUCCUGGUGAAAGCUUGAGAAGCGAGAACUGAGGGUACCAGUCUGCGCCAUCAGACCCACCUUGUAAAUCGGCCGAACCCAUCAACUUCCCAUCGGGAAGAGAAACGACGUUGUAGGUUUCCUUAAAACCCUCCCUCCUGAGGGAGAGGAAGACCCCUGCUCCACCUUGCCACCCACUCCCGCUGCGCCCCUGCAAUACCACUCCAUGGGAGGAUUCAUUCAUUCGCUUCGUCGUGGCAAAUAUUCCUCUAGUUCUGUAACUCAGCUAGACAUUUUGUAGUAAAGAAUUCUUGAAAUUCUCAAAUACAAAGCAAUUCUUACUGUAAUAUUUUUAGUUUGGGGACACAAUUUCCUAAGGGGGGGAUUAAUGAACAUUUAUACACAUUAGCCCAAUUUACGGAUUCCGUGUUUAUUAUAUGGUAGUACCGAUGAGAAGUACCUUUCUAUCUGUACCUUUGCACAGUUUCUCCGUUCCUCGUAAUGAAGCUUCAUGACGAGCAGGGCUCUUGGACCUGCUGUUUCUGUACAGAUCUCAUUGUUCCACUUACUUGUCAAAGCACAUUCUACAUGUACUGUAAACAGGUAUCACUUUAGUAAGAUUUAGUCUUAAGGAUUUUUCCACUUUUGUCAGUAACAGAUAUUUAUGGAUUAAAAAAAAAAAAUAAAGCUGUUUCAACAUAA